AUGACAGCCACGCGCGUGGUCAUUCUCGGCGGCGGUGUUAUCGGUUUUGCUUCGGCACGGCAAAUCGCACGGAGAUUCGCCUUGCGCAGCAAAACCAAGUUGGACUUGUUCCUGCUCGAGAAAAACCCGUCUUUCGGCCAGGAUAUCGAACGCAAAUAUGUCUGGGUCUGCAUGAGUGCAACUUGUGAUGCCGCCUUUGGAUUCUACACAAACUCUGCAUUGCAUGACCAGGAAGAUGCCUCCCAGUUUUUGCUACGCUGGGAGGGCGCAUUUCUCAUGCGGUAGACGUAUCAUAGCGCCCUCACAAAAUCUGUGAUGCUGGGGUGUGCAUCACAGACAUCAUGGGCCACGCAAAAUGUGCAUGACAAACGUUGCAUGUUUCCAGAGCCAGACACAGUUGCAAUGGAUACAGGAAACGACCUCCCGGAAUUCCGGGGUGUUGCACGCGGGGAUCUAUUACCAACAAGAUUUACGCAUGUGUCAGAGUUGAAAUCGACAAAGUUGAAUAUAAUUUGUCAUGCAUAAAAUGGAUGCCAGUUUCCAAGUGGCGCAUGACAAAUUUCGCUGGUCCCUACAUCCAGUUUGUCAUGCUGUUAAGCAAAGAGGAGUGAUUUUCUCAUGCUACUUCAGCAGCUCGGACUGUAACCCCAAACAGGCUUACAAUCGGCCUCACUUGCCUGCUCUGCAACACACGUACCUCGGGCCAUGCAUUUUAUGCAUUACAAAUUAUUUCAACUUUGACGAUUUCAAACCUGACGCUUCCAUAAGAUUCCUUCAAACACAAACUCUGCGUUGCUGGGCAUAGCCAACUUUUGAAGUUCUGCGACCAGUACCAAGUCGACUACGAUCUCUGCGUAUCAAAUGCAAAAAUGUCUGGGUCUGGAAGAGUGCAAGAUUUGUCAUGCAGAUUUCUCGCGAUCCAUGAUGCCUGUAAUGCAUGGCCAAGCAUCACAGACUUUUAAAGGGCUUACCGAUGCACCUUCCGCAUGAGAAAUGCCCUGUCCAUGUAGGACAAACCGGACCCGUCUUGCUGGUCGUGCAAUACAAAUUUUUUUAGAGUCCAAAAACAGCAUGACAAGUUGCAUUCAUCCAGACCCAGACAUUUUUACAAUUCAUACUGCGGAAAAUUGAUCGUGCAAGACCGAUGUGGUUCAUCACCAGAAGAAAACAAAACCGCGAAAGAAGAAUUGUUGAAGUUGUAUCACCAAGGGAAAGAAUUGAAUAACGUCCCGAAACUAGAAUUGAUCACAGACGAUUCCGCAAGAUUGCAGCGCAUGACGAACCAAUUAUUGAACCCGGAGAUCAAAAAUGCGAUCUACAGCCCGGCGACCGGAAUAUUGGAUGUGCACGGGUAUUUGCUAGCCUUGCAAGCGGCAUUGGAGGAAGAGGAAAGUGAUUUUGUGAACGCGAGUGUCGUGUACAAUUGCGGACUGGAGCAGCUGGAGGUGAAAAGUGAAAAUAAAGCUGGCAAUAGCAAUACAAGCACUAAAAUGCAGAUCGAAACCACCCAAGGUGUCAUCGAGGACGUGGACGUUUUUGUCAACUGCAGCGGGCUAUGCAUUGCAAAUAAGUCUGGCUCUGGACACUUGUGUCCCUGUUUGGCGAAUCAUGUGGACGCCUUCAUUGACAGCCAAGCUUGACAAGUUUUGGAGUUGCUAGAGUGUUGCCUAUCUGCAUGACAAACUGCGUUUCUGCAUGACAGACAAGUGCGCCUUUUGUGUGGCGCGCAUGACAAACUUGAGAGCCAUGCUAGCUGUGCAUGACAAACCCUGCAUUCUUCCAGACCCAGACACUUUUGCAAUCGAUACAGCUUGUUUUCGGUGGAAAUCGCGAAACACUGCUUGAGAGGAGUUCCUUCUCCGGUAGAAGAACUACUCCCGGACGCGGUGUACGCGAAGGGCAAUAUGACAGUGCACAACUCCCCUUCCCCCUCAUGUGUCCUGCAAAAUCCCAAAUCCACCGGACCCUUUUCUCUUUGGCACUUUUUGCAUGACAGGUUCCGGAAGCCGAAACAGCACUAGAAUCGGUUUCCAAUUUGUCAUGCAAAAGCUGCAUUCAUGCCAGCACUUGUGUUGCUGCUUAUGCCCUUCAAAUGAGGGGGAGCGAGGAGGAGCUGUGCAGUUUUAUAGGCAACUACUGGAAGUUGGAAAAUAGCGCAAGCAGCAGCACUACUUCUACCAGUAGUACGGCAAAAGCAAAGAAGCCUGGUGACGUAAACCACUUGAUCUACCCGUUGCCAGAAGUGGGCGGUCUCGGGACGCACCUGACGUUGGAUUUGGACAAAAACGUCAAGUUCGGCCCGAACGUCGAGUGGAUAGAAAUUGAAGAGAUAGAGACCGACGCCGGUGGUAAGAGUUCCUCCAGUCAUCUAUCAAGGAAAUUGUCCAACCUCGAGAAGCAGUUCGAAACGCACUACAAACAAGUCCAGCCCGCGUCGGAUAUCGUGUACGAAAACAUCCGGCGAUACUACCCGGAUUUACCCGACCAUUCGCUGACGCCGGACUACGUGGGGAUACGACCGAAGAUAAAGUUGAAGAGCGAUCCUGCCAGUGGCGGUGAGACAAGCAAGAUACACAACGAUUUUCACUUUCUGACGGAUGGGACCAAAAAUUCACAGAUACACUGUCUUGGGAUAGAAUCCCCGGGUUUGACAAGUUCGUUAGCGAUCGGAGCGCAUGUCGCGGAUCUGGUUGUGGGGAAAGCUUUUUCCUGAUUUGAAGAAUUGCGUCCGUCGUGCGGCAGAAAGACGGAAAAUUCACAU
Amoebophrya sp. A120 is the source of this 2761-nucleotide messenger RNA. The record is from the annotation of a GenBank genome assembly. NCBI's taxonomy places the organism in Eukaryota, Dinophyceae, Syndiniales, Amoebophryaceae.